AUGGCCCCUCUCCACACCACACACAGAGAGCGCAGAGAAAGCCCAGUCCAGUCAGCGGUCCCGGGCUUUCUCUUCAGACGCCAGGCCGACCCAGAGAUGCUAGAACAAUCGAGAGCUGCACAGAGGCUGGAGUGGACUCUGCGGGACCUAAAGGAUCGAGUGAAGCACAGAGCUACACGAGACGCAAAGGCCUCAGAGUUUCCUACACUAAAGGAAGUGGAACUUGUUAUGAACCUGUCAGGGUGCCACCGUCCCAUUCCCAAAAAUUCAUGUCCCACGGACCGGCAGUCGAGAAAGUAUCGCACCAUCUCUGGAGUCUGCAACAACAGGGACCACCCUUCCUGGGGCACGGCAAACAUCGCCCUGGCCAGGUGGCUGCCGUCGGAGUACGAGGACGCAGAGCAGUCCCCCCGCGGCUGGAGCAAAAGCCCCCUCUACCGCGGCUUCCCCCUGCCCCUGGUCAGGGAAGUCAGCAAUGUGGUAAUGCGCGACUCUGGCGGGGGCCUGGUGGAGGAUGAGACUUAUUCCCAGAUGCUGGUGGACUGGGGCCAGUACGUGGCCCACGACAUCGCCUUUACCCCGCAGAGCGCGAAACAAGCGGCCGACCCGGCACAGCCAGACUGCUCCUGCACCUGUGAAAACACCAAUCUCUGCUUCCCUAUCCAGGUUCCGCCUGGUGACCGGCUGUCGGGUCAGAGGGACUGUUUACCGUUCGUCCGUUCUUCCCCGGCAUGCCCGUCCGGCGACGGUGAUGUAACCUCCCUACUUCUCGACCUCCGCGCGGGACUGCCGCGGGAGCAGGCGAAUGGAUUCACGUCCUUCCUGGAUGCCUCCACAGUAUAUGGCAGUAGCUCCACCCUGGAGCUCCGUCUCCGUGACCUAUCCAGCCGGUUCGGCGGCCUUGACGUCAACGCUCACUUCACGGACCGUGGCCAAGCGCAUCUGCCGUUCGUCCCCCACCCUCCCCACGCCUGCCUUUCUGACCCGGGGGGCCCGCCAGGCGAGAGGGGGGAGUGCUUUUUGGCCGGAGAUAGCCGGGUUAAUGAGGUUCUCUCCCUCACCGCCAUCCACACGCUGUGGGUGAGAGAACACAACCGUCUUGGCAAUGCCCUGAAAUCGCUUAAUCCACAUUGGAGCACUGAGACCACUUACCAGGAGACCCGCAAGAUAAUUGGAGCUCUGCACCAGAUCAUAACCUUCAGGGAUUAUAUUCCUAAAGUCCUUGGACCUGAGGCUUUCUCUCAGUAUGUUGGCACGUACAGAGGUUACAACAGUUCGGUGAACCCGGCAGUCUCAAACAUUUUUGCCACAGCGGCGUUCAGGUUUGGACACGCAACCGUUUCAGCCAUGUUGAGGAGGCUCAACGAGAGCUUCCAGGAGCAUGAACUGUACCCCUCUCUGCACCUCCAUCAGUCUUUCUUCAGUCCCUGGAGAUUGCUGAGAGAAGGAGGGCUGGACCCAGUUCUGAGAGGAAUGCUGGGAAAGCCGGCCCUGGCUGUGACCCCUGACCACCUGAUGACCUCUGAACUCACCCAGAGGUUGCUGGUCCUGUCCGCCCCUGGCUCUCUGGAUCUGACCGCUUUAAAUCUACAGCGAGGUCGUGAUCAUGGGCUCGCAGGUUACAACGACUGGAGACUAUUCUGUGGGCUGGAAAGAGUGGAAACUCUCGCUGAAAUCGGAUCAGUUAUAAGUGACCCCGCCUUGGUGAAGAAGGUCAUGGAUCUGUACGGACACCCAAGUAACAUAGACGUUUGGCUUGGUGGGCUUCUGGAGGACCACUUGCCAGGUGGCAGGACUGGCCCUCUUUUUGCCUGUUUGAUUGGUAAACAGAUGAAAGCGUUGCGUGAUGGAGACAGAUUCUGGUGGGAGAACAAUGGAGUUUUUACACAGGCACAGAAAAGGGAACUCCAAAGACAUUCAUUGUCUCGGGUGAUUUGUGAUGGCAGUGGAGUUCGAGAGGUUCCCUCAGACCCAUUCCAAAAGGCCCGCUACCCACAUGACUUCCUGUCAUGUGACAACAUCCCUUCAAUGAACCUGGAAGCAUGGCGUGAUGGUGCCAGCAAAGGUCACACACGAUUCAUAUAAUUUAUCAUCAUAUCUCUGCAGUAUGCUGCUGUUUGAUUUUACCCAGUCCUAUCUCUGUAGGGAUUCUGUGUUUUGUUUAUCCAAUCGUAUCUUUGAAGGGAUGCUGCUGUUUUCGUUAUCCAAUCAUAUCUCUGCACUUUCUCUUCUCCAGCUUGCGGUGAUUACAAGGAACCAUAAAAAGACAGAGUAAUAGCUCCCAGUCUUCAGUAUCAAUUAUUUUACCAUUUCAAUGAAUGUUCCGCGAAGAACCGUUCGACAAAAAUGAAUAGACACACUAAAAUUCAACAAUUCUGUCCCCAGAUUAUUGACGGCUGUACUUUUCCUUUGUGAAGCGCUGUGAGCCUGUGGCUCACCGCCGAGGUGGAAAAGGGAUAUUUUGAGCUUCGUUUCACGUCACGAAGAAUGAACACCGCUGUAUUGCUGUAUCCUGUCACCAUGGGUACUGUGCGA
Molecule: messenger RNA, 2535 nt
Organism: Conger conger (European conger)
Lineage: Eukaryota; Metazoa; Chordata; Actinopteri; Anguilliformes; Congridae
Gene: tpo
Product: thyroid peroxidase
Exons: 10
Coding region: 1-2085 (694 amino acids)
Biological process (GO): response to oxidative stress
Molecular function (GO): peroxidase activity; heme binding
Source: RefSeq, a predicted model, not a curated record